This is a messenger RNA of Letharia columbiana, 195 nucleotides long. RefSeq lists its product as uncharacterized. Bases 1 to 195 code for a protein of 64 amino acids. Lineage: Eukaryota; Fungi; Ascomycota; Lecanoromycetes; Lecanorales; Parmeliaceae. The record is from RefSeq and is a predicted model, not a curated record. The transcript is spliced from 3 exons.
AUGUCGAUUGCCAAGCUCCUGGAUGCUCUUGCAGCUGCGGCAGCUCAUGCGCCUGCCCAAGCGGAAAGUGCACUUGCAAGUAGACACGUUGAUGAGAAUGUCGGGAGAGAGGCUCUUCCGAAGGGAUGGUCGUUCGGAUGGUGGUGCAUUCUUAUCGUGAGGGUUUCAUGCAUUGAUGGUCGUGGCGGUGGCUGA